Molecule: messenger RNA, 2306 nt
Organism: Sipha flava (yellow sugarcane aphid)
Lineage: Eukaryota; Metazoa; Arthropoda; Insecta; Hemiptera; Aphididae
Gene: Tbc1d22
Product: TBC1 domain family member 22B
Exons: 10
Biological process (GO): activation of GTPase activity
Molecular function (GO): GTPase activator activity
Source: RefSeq, a predicted model, not a curated record
CGGUCGGACGUGAUAACCGUGUGACGUCACCGUCGUGCCACACUAUCAUUCAUUGUCGUCCGACGGGCGAUUACUGCGGCAACGGCGACCUACUAAGUGUCCACUACUGCCUAGGGCCAGUGUACCGUUACUCGCGUAGUACGUGCCGUUCUCGUCGGCCGCCGGUCGUCUCCCCAUGUCACUGUCAAUGGUGUAUCUCGAUUCCUUGAGCUGCUACCACCGCUUUUCUGUUUGAACCGCAAUCGUUAACGUUAGCUGGCGAACUAUUGUGUCCGUUGACAGGUUUAAACGUGAAAUACAUAUUCAGAAGUCAAGUCGCCUCGCUUGAAUGUUUCGUGAAACGCGACCAUAAUAGACGCGAACUCGCUCCUCUCCAGUGCCUCUGACCCUUGCCGUUGCUGCUGUUGCUGCUGCUGCUGCUGCUGCUGCUGCUGCUGCUGCUACUACCACUACUGUUAUUGUCCCAAAUCUAGACGUGUACGGUCGAUUUUGAGUCCUAGUGACAAUAAUGCAAUGUUCGAUAUAGAUAUUUCGGAGAUGGGUGAUCAUGCGCAGAAAUAUGCCAAUGAUAAUGACAUGAAUCUCAAGAAUUCAUUUUGGAAGAAAAAUAUUAGAAAUCUUCCUGGAAGAGCAAGUCCUAAGAAAGAAAGCAAAUCUGUAUCGUCAUCUGCAUCAACAUCAUUUGAUGAUUUUCAAGAAAGUGUUAGUGAUGCAUGGGAAAUUGAAACUGAGGAUGAAAUACUACGUAUAUCUGACGUGAAAAUAUCGAAGCGUGUGGCCCAUUCUGCUGCUGUCAAUGUAAUUAAUAAUCAUAAGGCUUCAAUAGAGGAAAUCCAUAAAUCAAAAACCUAUUCCAAUCCUGAUUCAAAAAAAGAAUCCAGUUCACAAACUAAUAAAGAAACUAAUAAAGAAAAUAGAGUGAAUUUUUUCCAGUAAGUUGUGGCACAAAUAUGAUUUAAAGCACUCUAUGAGUAUAAUAAAUAUUUUUAUAUUAAAGAUGCUGAUGUCGAUUCCAACAAAUUAAUAAAAUUCCAGAUGUUACUUGAAAGUAAGUUAUUACACCUAGAAGAUUUGAAAAAACUUAGUUGGUCCGGUGUACCAGUAGAAGUGCGUCCUAAGACUUGGAGACUAUUAGCUGGGUAUUUGCCAACUAGUUCUGAACGUAGACAACAAGUACUUGAACGAAAGCGAAUUGAGUACGCGAAUCUCCUCAAACAGUAUUAUGACACAGAUAAAGAUGAAGUGUAUAAAGACACUUAUAGGCAGAUUCAUAUUGAUAUCCCACGUAUGAGCACUCCACUUUUUCAACAAACUAUAGUGCAAGAAAUGUUUGAAAGGAUUUUGUUCAUUUGGGCAAUCAGACAUCCAGCAUCUGGUUAUGUUCAAGGCAUGAACGAUUUAGUUACGCCUUUUUAUAUUGUCUUUUUACAAGAAUAUUUUCCUAUAGGCACAAAUAUUGAAACACUUCAUGUAAGUUCAUUAUCAAAAGAAAAUCGUGAUUCUCUUGAAGCUGAUUCAUUUUGGUGUUUAUCCAAAUUUUUGGAUGGUAUUCAAGAUAAUUACAUUUUCGCACAGCUCGGUAUUCAGCAUAAAGUUAACCAACUAAAAGAACUUAUUCAAAGAAUUGAUGGUACAUUGCAUGAACAUUUGAUGAAACAUGGAAUUGACUACUUACAAUUUUCAUUCAGAUGGAUGAAUAAUUUAUUAACAAGAGAACUACCUUUGAGGUGUUCUAUACGUUUAUGGGAUACAUAUCUAGCCGAGUCUGAUUGUUUUGCUACAUUUCAGCUUUAUGUAUGUGCUGCAUUUUUGUUGCACUGGCGGCAAGAAUUACUAGAAGAAAAAGAUUUUCAGGGUCUUAUGAUAAUGUUACAAAAUUUGCAAACACAAAAUUGGACUGAUAAAGAUAUCAGUUUAUUAGUAGCUGAAGCUUACCGAUUGAAGUUCACAUUUGCUGAUGCCCCAAAUCAUUUGACUACAAAAAGAUGAUCAUUUUAUGACAAAUUUAUUUGUAGCACAUCGAUACCGCAAUCCAUAUUUAUUUUUAUUAGUGAAAAUGAUUAUAUACUAUUGUUUCUUAUUUUGCCGUUAAAUUUAUUUAUUUUAACCACCAUUAUUGUACACAUAAAAAUUCAUAAUUAUAAAUGAUAAUGUUAAGUGUAUACAUUAUUGACAAAUGUCAAAGUUAUGUAGUUUAUUCUUGUUUUUUAUUUUUAUUGUUAUUGUACACCCACCAAUACAGGGUGUUUUGAUGGUUAUUAUCACAGAAUGUGCAUACUAUAUAUAAAUUUAUUUUUUCAUUACUA